UGAUUACAAUACAUCGGACUAUGCGGACCAACUCUCCAAUUACACCGACUACAUGUGCCCCACGAUGGACGACAGCAGCACCCAUCAAUUAAGGGCAUUCCUGGUCCCUUUCGUCUACCUGUUGAUCUUUUUGCUGGGGGGUGUUGGAAACCUGAUGGUGAUUGUGAUCCUGUGGUGCUACCGACGCUCCCGCAGCUCCACCGAGCUCUUCCUCUUCCACCUGGCCUUGGCGAACCUUUUGCUCGUGUUCACCUUCCCCUUUGGGGUGGUCCAGAACUUAGCCGGUUGGGUCUUUGGACCUAUCCUCUGCAAGGUGCUCAGCGCCACCAACAGGAUCAACUUCUACAGCAGCAGCCUGCUGCUGGGCUGCAUCAGCGUGGAGCGCUACCUGGCCGUGGUGCACGCGCUGUGGGCCUUCCAGAAGCAGCGAGCCAUCUCCGUCCACCUGACAUGCCUGGCAGUAUGGGUCAUCUCCCUGCUGCUGACAUUGCCUGACCUGCUCUUCACCGAAGUCUGGCCGAGCAGGGGCAACCAGCCCAGCAUCUGCCACUUCAGAGAAUACGGCAAACACGGCAUCAACGCGUGGCUGGCCACACGCUUCCUGUAUCACAUCGUGGGCUUCUUCCUGCCCUCGCUGGUCAUGUGCUUCUGCUACAUAGCCAUUGUCAGAGUCCUGUGCCGCUCCCAGCGGCUGAAGCGGCAGAAAGUGGUUAGAGUAGCCAUUUUGGUCACCAGUGUCUUCUUGUUCUGCUGGACUCCAUACCACGUGGUGAUCUUCCUGGACACCCUCAACAAGCUGGCUACCGCCGACAACGGGUGUACGGUUGAGCUGAGCACCGCCAUUUUGCUGAGCGAGAUGGUUGCCUUCAGCCACUGCUGCCUCAACCCCAUCCUCUAUGCUUUCGUGGGCAUCCGGUUCCGUCACGAUGCUUGCCGACUUCUGAACAGUCUGGGCUGCCUGAGCCAGAGCACCCUGCAGGACAUGCUGGGCACAUGCAGGAUGGAUAGCAGCACCGCAGAGACGAACAUAUCGCUCGUCAACCGCCACCCUUCCUCCCCAUCUUCCACAAAUCCCCUAACCACAUUCAAAGGCUCUCCUCCUUCCUCAUCUUGUCCCCAAGCCCCAGCUGACCAAAGGGCUCAGGGGGGAGAGUCGGGCUCAGCUUAAGCCAAGUCAGAGACCAGCCCAGAAAGUACCCACAGACCAAAGACUGGACGAGCAGGACAUCGCUUAGUAAGCCAGGCACCACUUUCCUGAAAUCCUGUGUGUGAUGAAUGUGCACACUCCUUCCCGCAUCCUUGGAAGAGUCCCAUGAUGUUGGCGAACAUGCGAUGCUUUCAGAUACAGAUACUGCUUUUGCUUCUGAGGUUCAUAUUCCCUUAG
Molecule: messenger RNA, 1384 nt
Organism: Zootoca vivipara (common lizard)
Lineage: Eukaryota; Metazoa; Chordata; Lepidosauria; Squamata; Lacertidae
Source: RefSeq, a predicted model, not a curated record